UUUUAGAACUGCGUUUAAGUGGACACUACAUGAGAAGUAGGGAGUAAUAACGGAACAUUAAAGUUGAUCCUAUUUGGGGAGGUGACCCGCGGUACCACAGCCGACUAAAGACACAACGUCGGGAGACUGAUAAAAGAGUGGCUGAAUUGCUUGAUUGCUAAAGAAACAAAUUCAAAUCUCAAUCUAUUCAACCACCCAAUAAACAGUGAGACGAAGGUAUAAUUGAGGAGACUAUAUCUAUAAUGAUGACAACUGUUUGGUGAAUGUUCCUAAGUAUCUUUACUGCUACUUCAAUUCUUCGUCACCUUUCUCAUUGAAAUGGAUCGAUUAUAUCUUUCACCCACCUCCAUUAUCAUCGUCGCUUUCUGCUUCUCCUAUUCCUUCCUUUUAUUGCAUUUGACGUCGUCUUUUCAUCAACCAAGCCCUUCUUUGUUUCAACGACCAUGAUCUUCCCCCUUAGACCUCUCAUUGGAUCUCAACCGCAGAUCCUCUCUUUCUCUUCAUCAUGGACCCUGCUACCUCUCGUCCUGCUCUAGUCAUCGAUAACGGUACCGGGUAUACUAAAUUGGGUUUUGCUGGAAAUGUUGAGCCAAGUUUCAUUUUACCAACGGUGGUUGCCGUUAACGAGUCAUUUGUGAAUCAAACUCGAGCCACGAGUAAGAGUAGUAACUGGCUAGCUCAGCACAGUGCAGGCGUUAUGGCGGAUCUUGAUUUCUUUAUUGCGGAAGAAGCAUUGGCUAGAUCUAAAUCUAGUAAUACUUAUAAUCUUAGCUAUCCUAUUAAACAUGGUCAGGUUGAUAAUUGGGAUGCCAUGGAGCGAUUCUGGCAGCAGUGUAUAUUUAACUACCUUCGUUGUGAUCCUGAGGAUCACUAUUUUUUACUGACUGAGAGUCCCAUUACUGCGCCAGAAAGUCGAGAAUAUACCGGUGAGAUUAUGUUUGAGACUUUCAAUAUACCGGGGCUUUAUAUUGCCGUGCAGCCAGUGCUUGCUUUGGCAGCUGGGUACACAACAUCUAAGUGUGAGAUGACUGGAGUUGUAGUGGAUGUUGGAGAUGGUGCUACUCAUGUUGUACCUGUUGCUGAUGGUUAUGUUAUUGGGAGCAGCAUUAAGUCAAUCCCUAUUGCCGGAAGAGAUGUUACACUCUUCAUUCAACAGCUCAUGAAGGAAAGGGGGGAGCACGUUCCACCUGAGGAUUCCUUUGAAGUAGCUCGGAAAGUGAAGGAAAUGUAUUGUUACACCUGUUCAGACAUCGUCAAGGAGUUCAAUAAGCAUGACAAAGAGCCGGGGAAGUACAUAAAACAUUGGAGAGGUACAAAACCAAAGACAGGAGCGCCUUAUUCAUGUGAUAUUGGCUAUGAACGAUUUCUUGGUCCCGAGGUUUUCUUCAAUCCCGAAAUAUAUAACACUGAUUUUACAACUCCUUUACCUGAGGUGAUAGAAAAAUGUAUCCAGUCUGCACCUAUAGACACGAGAAGAGCUUUAUAUAAGAAUAUUGUUUUAUCUGGAGGAUCCACCAUGUUCAAAGACUUCAAUAGAAGAUUGCAACGAGAUAUCAAGAAGAUUGUUGCUGCUCGUGUUCUUGCAUCAGAUGCUCGGUUAGGUGGAAAUGUAAAAGCACAACCAAUUGAGGUCAAUGUUGUCAGCCAUCCUAUUCAGAGAUAUGCAGUUUGGUUUGGAGGAUCUGUACUUGCUUCUACUCCUGAAUUUUUUGCAGCUUGCCAUACAAAGGCAGAAUAUGAGGAAUAUGGAUCUAGCAUAUGUCGCACAAACCCUGUAUUUAAGGGAAUGUACUGAUUCUAACUACAACUGCAGUGAAGGCAUUUCUGAUCAUCAUGUUCUUCUCCCAAAACCCUGAUCCUUGCCGUACUUCUCAGCCUUGGUUUGAAAUCCAGUAUCUAUGGGAACUGUGUAUGUUAACAGGUUAUUGGAGGCAGCGCGUUGUAGAUUUCAAUCAUUAAACUGUGACAAAACAAGAUUCAUGUAUUCUUUCCAUAGGGAGCACAUCUGUCCUGCGCCUGCCGGAUGUAGUUUUGUCCACUUGGCAGGGCCCGUUGGCACUUCAAUGGCAGAUAAGUUUCACCGAACAAUUGAACAUUACCUGAGCUGGAUGUCAUUCUCUGAGUGUUAGGUUGAAUCUGAGGGUUACAACUAUAGUUAGUUUAAAAGGAAAGAUAAUAAGCCGUCAUACGAUUUGGUGCAGUUCUUUUAGCUUGUUGGGGUUUGAUAGAGGAUUGUAGGAUAUCAUUUAAUAUCCUUUUUUCCCCUUUAAUUGAAAUUCUGAAUGUUAUUGUUACACUUGUACAUGAUUAGCGCUGUUGGGGAACCUCUUUAUUCUUUUCCAGGAAUAGUGAAUCCUAAAUUGGAGUUUGUCCAGCUGAA
This is a messenger RNA of Capsicum annuum, 2380 nucleotides long. RefSeq names its product actin-related protein 3. Bases 506 to 1795 code for a protein of 429 amino acids. Gene Ontology annotation, cellular component: actin cortical patch; Arp2/3 protein complex. Gene Ontology annotation, molecular function: actin filament binding. NCBI's taxonomy places the organism in Eukaryota, Viridiplantae, Streptophyta, Magnoliopsida, Solanales, Solanaceae. Gene Ontology annotation, biological process: Arp2/3 complex-mediated actin nucleation. The transcript has 9 exons. The record is from RefSeq and is a predicted model, not a curated record.